GAAUUUUGUUUUUCUUUUUGUUUCACACACCCCAGUUUCGCAAUAUCCAUAAUGUCCAGCCCUUGACAACCAACAUAGCACCUGGUCACCUGCAGGAGCCCUGUGAAGUUGGCAAGGGGUUGGUGGUGUGAUAGCCGUCUAACAGACGGGGAAACCGGGCCUCAGAGAAGGCGGGCAACCCCCACGGCGGGACGCAUCUCCCCACCGUCAAGGCUGGGAGUAGAAGCCGCAGCCUCCGCUCCGGCCCGGCCCCACGGCUGGACGCAGCUCCCCAGAGCCCGGGCUGGGAGCAGAAGCCACAGCCUCCGCGCCGGCCCGGCCCCACGCGCGGCCGGCAGAUGAAAAACUACAAUUCCCAGGAUGCCAUUCCGAGCGGGGUUAGGAAGCGGAAGCGAAGCCGGAGGCGAAAUCCGAAGGCGCCGCCGCCGCUGCUUCCUGGGGUGACGGGAUCAGUCUGGUUGAAAGAACAGAGAACUAAGCACAUGGACUGGAGAUUGGAAGGGAGUACUCAGAAAGUAGAAUCACCUGUGCUGCAGGGGGAAGCAGGCAUCCUAGAGGAGACAGGUGAAGAUGGACUUCCUGAAGGCUUCCAGCUUCUGCAGAUUGAUGCGGAAGGCGAGUGCCAGGAGGGAGAGACCCUGGCCACAGGCAGUACAGCAUGGUGCUCGAAAAAUGUCCAGAGAAAACAGAGACACUGGGAAAAGAUAGUUGCAGCAAAGAAGAGCAAAAGAAAGCAAGAAAAAGAACGAAGAAAAGCCAAUCGUGCAGAAAAUCCAGGCAUCUGCCCCCAGCACAGCAAACGUUUCCUGAGAGCUCUAACCAAAGAGAAACUUUUGGAAGCCAAACACUCAGGACCAAGACUGUGUAUCGAUUUGAGUAUGACCCACCACAUGUCAAAGAAGGAAUUAAGUAGACUGGCUGGACAGAUUCGAAGGUUGUAUGGUUCAAACAAAAAAGCUGACAGGCCAUUUUGGAUCUGCCUCACUGGAUUCACAAUAGACAGUCCCCUUUAUGAAGAGUGUGUGAGGAUGAAUGAUGGAUUUUCUAGUUACCUGCUAGAUAUAAAAGAAGAAGACUGCUUUAGUUUAUUUCCUCUGGAAACCCUUGUGUACCUGACUCCUGACUCAGAACAUGCUCUUGAAGAUGUUGAUCUAAACAAAGUUUACAUCCUCGGUGGGCUUGUGGAUGAAAGCAUUCAGAAGAAGGUGACAUUUCAAAAGGCCUGGGAGUACUCUGUCAAGACCGCACGCUUGCCAAUCCAGGAAUACAUGGUCAGAAAACAGAAUGGGAAAAACUAUCAUUCAGAGAUCCUGGCCAUCAAUCAAGUGUUUGAUAUCCUGUCGACUUACUUAGAGACUCGCAACUGGCCUGAAGCAUUGAAGAAAGGAGUUACUUCAGGAAAAGGCUAUAUUCUUCGGAACUCAGUGGAAUGAUGGGCCUAAGAUUGCAGGUGCGUGGCCAGGCGUGGUGGCUCACGCCUUAAUCCCAACACUUUGGUAGACCGAGGCGGGCAGAUCACCUGAGGUCAGGAGUUCAAGACCAGCACGGCCAACAUGGUGAAACCUGUCCCUACUGGAAAUACAAAAAUUAGCCAGGUGUGAUGGCAUGCACCUGUAGUCCCAGCUACUUGGGAGGCUGAGGUGGGAGAAUCACUUGAACUCGGGAGGUGGAGGUUGCAGUGAGCCGAGAUUUCGCCACUGCAUUCCAGCCUGGGUGACAAGAGUGACACAGCAAGACUCCAUCUUAAAAAAAAAAAAAAAAAAAAAUUGCAGCUGCAAGAGUGAGGUGCUGGAGUUAACCUUGACCAAAGAGCAGGGCAGAGGGUGUCAGUGGCACAUAAUUGCCUUUGCAUGACAUAUUCUCAGAGCUUCACAGUAAGCUAAUGUCCGGGACCACACUGAAUGCUUUUUAAUUUCCCAUAGUGCCUGGCUCACAGGAAGUGCCCAGAUAAGUAAUAAAAAGUUAAUGUGGUGGGCGCAGUGGCUCAUGCCUGUAAUCCCAGCACUUUGGGAGGCUGAGGCGGGCAGAUCACAAGGUCAGGAGUUCCAGACCAGCCUGGCCAAUAUGGUGAAACCACCCUGUCUCUACUAAAAAUGCAAAAAUUAGCUAGGCGCGGUGGCGCGUGCCUGUAGUCUCAGCUACUCAGGAGGCUGAGGCAGGACAAUCACUUGAACCUGUGAGGCGGAAGUUGCAGUGAGCUGAGAUCGUGCCACUGCACUCCAGCCUGGGCGACAGAGCAAGACUGUCUCAAGAAAAAAAAGAAAUUUAUGUAACAAGGAAUUAGCCCCAAAACCACAUGGUUUUGGAUGUGCUAAUUGAACUGUUGUAUAUCUAUUUGUGAGAGACCUCUUGAAAUUGUUUAAAUGGUUAUAUCAAGAGUUUAAUAUUCACUAAACUGGCAUCAUAAAAUUGGAUGACUUUCUCCAGCCUUGUCUGAUCAUGCUUAUCGUCUCCCAGCUCUGUAAUAAGCUUUGCAGGAUCCAGCCUGUUCUGACCUAUCCCUACUGAGUCCCCAUAGCAUUUUGUUCCCUCCUAUGGCUCUUACCCUGUGGAGUAUGCACAUGGAGGACUUCUCUUCCUAAUGGCAGGAUCCUAACAGGACAGAUCUGUGUACCUAUCUUUCUAUCCUCUCUGAGCCUGGUACCAACUAGAUUCUUCAUAUGUAUUUGUAACAGAUUAAAUUGUAAAGCAAACACAGUAUUGAUAAAAGUCUGUCUUGAAAA
Macaca mulatta (Rhesus monkey) is the source of this 2723-nucleotide messenger RNA. The record is from RefSeq and is a predicted model, not a curated record. Lineage: Eukaryota; Metazoa; Chordata; Mammalia; Primates; Cercopithecidae.